AUGCACUCAGCUCAUGACUCAGCGCCCAAUCGCUGCAGGGCUUGCGCUGUAGUCGGGAAUUCUCGGAACCUCAACGGAUCCGAUUACGGAGCCCUCAUUGACUCCAAUGACUUCAUCAUAAGACUGAACAAAGCUCCCAUUUUGGGCUAUGAAAAGGACGUAGGGAACAGAACCACCCAUCGUGUCAUGUACCCAGAAAGUGCCACAAACCUGCAAAAGGACACGAGCCUGCUGCUGAUACCAUUCAAGACUUUGGAUCUGGAGUGGAUCACUAGUGCUCUGACCACAGGCACUGUGAAACGCACCCGGAUGCCGGUGAUGGCCAAGAUUAAUGCAGACAAGAAUAAGGUGUUAAUAUACAACCCCACGUUCUUAAAGUAUGUCUAUGAUGUGUGGCUUGAACUCCAUGGGAAAUAUCCCUCCACCGGCUUCUUAACCUUGAUGUUCGCCAUCCACGUAUGUGAUGAGGUGAAUGUUUUUGGAUUUGGGGCAGCCAAGGACGGAACCUGGCAGCAUUACUGGGAGAAAAACAAAUUUACAAAGUGGAAGCCAACUGGACUGCACGCCGGAGACUACGAGUCUGUCAUCAUGAAGCUGCUGGCCUGUAAAAACAAAAUGAAGUUGUUUGAAGGGAUAUGAGGGGAAGCAUUGGCUGUGAAAUGAACACGACCUCCCAAGCAGCCUUAAUAAGCUUUUAUUUUUGGAGGA
Messenger RNA from Conger conger (European conger), 708 nucleotides. RefSeq names its product CMP-N-acetylneuraminate-beta-galactosamide-alpha-2,3-sialyltransferase 2-like. Bases 1 to 639 code for a protein of 212 amino acids. Lineage: Eukaryota; Metazoa; Chordata; Actinopteri; Anguilliformes; Congridae. The record is from RefSeq and is a predicted model, not a curated record. The transcript has 6 exons. Gene Ontology annotation, molecular function: beta-galactoside (CMP) alpha-2,3-sialyltransferase activity.